This is a messenger RNA of Bicyclus anynana (squinting bush brown), 11448 nucleotides long. It is a transcript of the gene mei-P26, whose product is annotated as brain tumor protein. NCBI's taxonomy places the organism in Eukaryota, Metazoa, Arthropoda, Insecta, Lepidoptera, Nymphalidae. The record is from RefSeq and is a predicted model, not a curated record. Bases 355 to 2973 code for a protein of 872 amino acids. The transcript is spliced from 9 exons. Gene Ontology annotation, cellular component: nucleoplasm; chromatin. Gene Ontology annotation, biological process: positive regulation of DNA-templated transcription. Gene Ontology annotation, molecular function: zinc ion binding; protein binding; ubiquitin-protein transferase activity.
CUAGUGUUACCGUUGCUAAAAAAUCACGGCACUAAAGCAUUUUAGCGCAGCGCAACGAAGAAAAUCAAUAACUAAACAGUGAUGUAUUCAUUCGCCUUUUUAAAAUGAGAACGUGACAAAACAUUUCUUUUAAUUCAUCGAAGAAACUAUUUUAUUUAAAAAAAUAUAUCUGUUGAAGCUUGAUGCUCAUUUUUUUUUAUUUAUUUACAUAGUGAUGAAUAUUCUCAUAGUUACGGCGUGGUAGAACAUUCUGCGUGUUUGAAUAUCGCCCUAUCCGCUAAAUAUAACUGUUAAAGAUUAUUGUUGGUUGAAGUAAAAAAUAUACAUUAUACAACACUGUAAUUAUAAGUCAAAAUGGAAGAAAUUAAUGGCGAGCUUUAUGGGGAUGGACUUGUUAGUCUUGGAGAUGAGGGGUCUUUGGAGUCUACCGAUAAUGGAAAACAAGAACAAAAUUGUAAAAUUUGCGACAAUAAAUUAUGCAGUCCCCGCGUGUUGUCAUGCCUUCAUGUAUUCUGUGAAGCAUGUAUCGACAAACUGAUGGUUAAUGAAGCCGGAGAUUCGCUUAAAUUUGAUUUGGCCGUUGAAUGUCCUCUGUGCAAACAAGAAACUAAGAUGCCGGGAGGAGGAGCAGUAUCACUUCCAUCAGACUAUGUCCUUACAAACAUCUUGGAUGUUUCGGCUAUGGAUCAAUCUGUCGUUUGCACAUGUUGCAAGAGCAAGGAGCCAGCAGUCGCUCGAUGCACGGAUUGUUCUCAUUUCCUAUGCGCGAACUGCAAUUCUGCACAUGAGUUCAUGAGGUGUUUCGAAAAUCAUCGCGUUGUGCCAUUUGAUGCUUUACGGUCAUCCAAAGAAAAAGCAGCUGUGCACAAGCCGAUUUUCUGUACUCGCCAUGUCGGUGAGAGUCUCAAGUUUUACUGCUGCGAGUGUGAAGUAGGCGCUUGCACGGAGUGUUUAACUGUCGACCACAAAGUUGGGGAGCAUCGUUGCGAGCGUAUUGUCGACGCAGAGCCUAAUUUACGGGCGGAACUGCGUACUUUUAUUGUUGAGGCUAACGCUCGUGCCGUCGCUGCAGGAUGUGCGUCGGUCAAACUAGAUGACGCUUUAGGUGAUUUGCAGCGACAGAGAGAUGAUGCUGAAAACAUCAUAAAUGAGGCGUUUCACGCUUAUAAAUCAGCUUUAGAGAGGUGCCGUGAAAAAGCUCUGGAAGAACUCGAAAGAUUACACAAGGAACGAGAGCUGAAAGUAAUGGAUCUAUUCGAUCGCGUCGAUAAAACUGUCCAGCGUAUCGACUGCGCCUGCAAGUUUGCCGCCAGGCUUCUUCGGAGGGGAGAUGGCACUGAAAUCGUCAUGUUGAAGAAAACUGUCGCUUCACAGUUUACACGGCUUUUAGAGGGUGCCCCUGAAUUCGAAGUGGAUUACUCGUUGGAAUUUGUUACGAAAAUGGAAAAAUUUGAUGCGGUAACUGAGGACACCUUUGGCAUUUUCCGCACUGAAGCGACUAGAGCGGAGGAAAGAAAGCGAGCUAGCGAAUCCUCGGCUAUAGUCUCCGUGACCUCGAAUUCUCAUUCACCCGCUAUAUCGGUGACAAAUGCCCCAGUUUUUGAUGACUAUCCAUUGGGUAACGUCCGCCGAGUCACAGGUGUAUCUGUGGGCAGCUUGGUCGGAGUUCCCGGUGUCGGCGUGCCAUCCAUCGGUGUCCCGGGCGUCGGUGCAGUAACCGGCGUGGGUGCCGUACCGAACCCCGGUGUGCUUCCCGGAGUCGUCAACGUGAACAGCGUCGGUGCUGUCACCGGCGUGGGAGGCGUUCCUACUUUACCAUCGAUGGUCGAAUACAACUUGCAGCAACUAGCAAGCAUUGCCGAGAAAGAUGUGCCACCGCCGCCUCACGCAUCGCCGGCGCCCCCGUUCACUCUUGCCGAAUUACUCGCUGGAGAUCUCAAUUCUCCUCAAGCAUAUAAUAAUUUGCAAGCGCUUGCCAAACUCGGAUUAAACGCAGAUGUAAAUGGUUUUGGCGGAGUUGGGGGUGUUGGUAAUAUAGGAGGUGUGGGUCCCCGUGGGGUGUCUCCGGGCAGACCUCUCUUGACUCCUGCAGAGGAGGCAGCUCUGGUCGCACCUCCUGCACCACUCGUCCGCGCUAAUAAAGCCACACCCAUGCAUAUUAGAUUCAAGUUUGGCCAGCUAGGAGGAGGAAAGGGCCAGUUCAACUCGCCUCAUGGAUUCUGUCUCGGAAAUGAUGAAGACAUCAUUGUAGCUGAUACGAACAAUCAUCGCAUAACGGUGUUCGAUAAGUCAGGUAACCAUAAGUUCAACUUCGGAGUGGCGGGCAAAGAAGAGGGCCAACUGUGGUACCCACGCAAGGUUGCCGUCGUGCGCGCUACGGGCAAAUUUGUUGUUUGCGACCGCGGCAAUGAGAGAUCGCGCAUGCAAAUAUUUACCAAAAACGGUCAUUUCUUGAAGAAAAUCGCUGUACGUUUCAUCGACAUAGUCGCAGGUCUAGCGGUGACCGCCGAAGGACUUAUCGUGGCCGUGGACAGCGUUACACCGACAGUGUUUAUCCUGUCCGAAGAGGGCGACCUCAUGAGCUGGUUCGACUGUAGCGAGUGCAUGAGAGAGCCGUCGGAUAUCGCUAUAAGCGGCAAGGAAUUCUACGUGUGCGACUUCAAAGGGCACUGUGUGGUUGUGUUCGACGACGAGGGGCGGUUCCUGCGCCGCAUCGGCUGCGAGAACGUGACCAACUUCCCCAACGGGAUCGACGUGUCGGACGCCGGCGACGUGCUCAUCGGCGACUCGCACGGCAACAAGUUCCACGUGGCCGUGUUCUCGCGCGACGGCGUGCUCGUCACCGAGUUCGAGUGCCCCUACGUGAAGGUGUCUCGCUGCUGCGGCUUGAAGAUCACUUCUGAAGGGUACAUUGUGACCCUCGCUAAGAAUAAUCACCACGUUCUAGUCCUCAACACCCUUUACAUUGUCUGAGGAAUAACUCAAUGGCUGUAAGUCUGCAUACUACAAGAUCUCACAUUUAUUCCCUAUAUUAUUAUUAUAUUUAAUUGCUGAUUUUUACAAAGCUUAACAUUUUUGCUAAACCAGUAUUUGAUUACUUACUUUUUUGUUGUUUUGUGUUUAUUCACGAUAGUCACAUUUAUCUGUUUGCUACGGUGAUCCCAAUUUUCCCAUUUCUUUGUCUUUAUAUGUUAUAAAAUAUUAAUUAAAGACUAAAUUGGCAUCACUGCUAGUAGAUACGUGUAAUCCACAAUGUACUGGAUACGUUUGAUUUACUUCAUUUCACAUUUUUUUUUUAUUAUGAUUGCAUUUAGUUGUAAUAACAGACAAUCCAAAGUUUAGGCUAAUAUCUAUUUGUUUACAUAUGUUAUUAUCCAGUCAAUAUGCACGUUAUGAAAUGAUUAAAAUAAAAGUUUGAUUGUAGAGUUUUCAUAUUUAGGAUAGUUUUGCUUUUAUUAUUUGACAUUGGUUUUUUACUGAAUGCCGAUCGGAUGUAUACACAGCACUGUUUGCUAAAUAUUUUUUUUUUUUUUAAUUUUAAGGCAAGAACAAAACGCUCAGUAUAGAUGUGGGCUAUAGGCUCGGACAAGCGCUAUGAUUCACUGCCAAAUAUGAUUAGUCUAUGAUCAAAUCGAUGCAUAUUUGCACUCCUGACUGUUGACUGGAAUUUCUAUUUUGUUUCUAAAUUUAGCAGCUGGUAUGGUUCCUAGUUCGGGUGAAGUUUAAUAAUACAUGUCAAUUAGGGGUCUGCGUGGUGUGUCGCCUCGAUAGUACAUGCGUUGGCUCCAUACAAACUGUCCGAUUGUAUACGUUUGCUUCCAGAGCAAUAACUUUUUUGGCAAUUUUACCGUUUCUCUCAGUGGCGUAGCGCGCCUUGGGGCCCUGUAUCAAAGUUAGUUGGAGGGGCCCCAAAUGAAAAGUAAAUUUCUCACAAAAGAAAUAAAAUGCUUGCUUAAAUUAAAUAUGACUGACUUUUUAACCUAUGUUUUCAAAUGGGGAAAAAAAGAGAUUUGCUUUUUUUUACUUUUGUCAUUUUCAAACUCCAAAGGCAGUUUUUUUUUCCCGAAAGCACCAGAUUCAGAGUGUCUGGAUUAAAUUUUACUAAUUUUUGCUUUUUACAUGUAAGGGGCCCCUAUAGCCCGGAGGGCCCGUAUCAUUGAUACGGCGGUAGCUACGCCCCUGGUUUCUCUGCUAGCGAAUAUUCGGAAAGUCACGUCUAAACGCACAAUUGAGUUUAUUGUUAGCAAAAAUUUUGUUUAUUAUUAUUAUUAUGACCAAAGGAGGCGACACUGUAUUAACGUGCCAUCUAAUUUAGGUUAAUCGCGUAUACAAUAUUAUAUAUUGUCCGUUAAAAUAUAUUUACCAUUUACAGAUUUCUUGUGUCUAUACAAAACGUUUUUUCGUGUACUCUUGUUUUUAGGAGCCUAUAUAUUUGAAAAUUUUUCAUCACUAGGCUAUUAUAAUAUUGAUAUAUACCGUUUGGUUAAUUUAAAUUUAUCUUAUGCUAAUUAUAUUGGAAAGCCACUGUUACUAAAGAAAUUGAAUAACUUUGUACUGAUAAUAAUUAAAGCAAUACGAAACGAAACUGUUUAAGGUGGCAUUUUCGUGCAUAUAGGAUGAUUAGAAAGAAAAUUGGGAAUUUUAAAUAUUAUAAUAGAUUAGUUAACGUAUUAACGGGUACACGUCGUCACAAAGCUAUUAACAAAGUUCAAUGUGCCGUAUUUCUUCGUUGAAUUAAAAUAUAUUAUACUAGCACUAUAAUAUAUCCAUGAAUGUGCCAUUAUAAACAAAUUUUAUUUCUACAAAUUGAUAUGUUUAAAAUUCGUAUACAGUUCGCCAAAGUAUAUAUAUUUUUAUAGCUACCCACAUUUAAAAUUCAAAAUUGAGAUUCAUAAAAUGUUUAGGUAGUAGAACAAAAAAAAAAUGUUAAAAUUGUGGUUAGUAGAGUAAAAUUAUAAAAAAAAAAAACAAAAAUUUCAUGUAAUAAAUAAUUCUUGGUUUUUAUCUUUUUAGAUGUUUGAUGUAUAUUGGAUAUUAUUACUGAUAAUGAUAUGGUGAAAUAAUAUGUAUUGCAAAUCAUAACGACGAUUAAAAAAAAACAUAUACACAUUUCCAUCGAGGAUUUCGUCUUCCAAAGAUUAGUAUUUUGCAAGUUUUAUUUGUUAACAAAAUUAACUACGACUGCAACGAAAAUCCUCAUAAUCUUAGCUACUCGUUACUAGAUUUGCAAUAUGAUAAAGUACUUAACCAGACCACCUAAAGUUAAAAUGAGUGUGAUAUUUUGUUUACAAUUCGUUUUAAAGUGCUCUCUAGUGAUUCGGAUGUCAAUGAAAUAAAAGACAAAAGUUUCCUUUUACAUAAACAAUAUUUAGCAUAUUAUAUUAUAUUUUUCAACAAUAUUAAGUUCCUGAAUUUCUAUGUAUUAUAAAAUUAAUUAAGCUAUUUUUAAAAUGUUUUUAUUUGGUAUUAAAAAAUUAACAUCAUAACCAAACCAUAUGUGUAUUGCUGAGCCAUAUUAUUAUCAUUCAUGAAAAAAUAUAUUAUAGCAAUUCACUAGUAAUAAUAAUAAUAAUAGUUAACGUGUAAUUUAAUGUGUGUACUUAAUUAGUAAUAUUGUUUUUGUUGCGUAUUGGAACAGUUUUAAAAUACAUUAGCAACACAAAAUGUGAUAUGAGCAAUAAUAGAGAGACAUUAUACUACACAAGGCGAGGGAAGGGAGACGGGAAGCGAGAAUAGGCUAGUUGACACUUUUUUUAAAUGGUCUUAAAUAGUUCAUUAUCGUUCUACUAAAGUAAUUCUUUUUUUUUCGAGACUUAAUUACAUAUAAAUUUUAGUUUUUAAAUAUGCUUUUGACAAUACGAGCAAAAGCGCCUGUCGGCCAUGACAGUCAAUAUUUCAACUGUUUCAUGACGUCUCUACAAUAAAUCCCACACAAAUGGAGCGUUUUGCAAAAAUUAGACGUUUGUGUGUUAGUGACGUCACAAAAUGGAUGACAGCGUUUUUGACGUUAGGAAAAUUUGAAAAAUACAUGAUUUUUAAAUUAAGUUUUAAAAGAAAUCCUUAACUUUUAUUAAUUGAUAUCGAUAUAUUUCGGACCCUUAUUCCAUGUAUUAAACGAAAUUAAUAUUGUUUAUAUUAAAUUUGAUAUGUGUCAACUACGCUAUUCGUUACCCAGUGGAUAAGUUAAAUUUUUGACGUUGAGUCUUGAAUCCUCUAUUUAUUAGUGAGUAACUUUUGGGUUUAUUUUUCUUAUUGUUUUUAAGUUAUUUGUUUCAGGAUUUUUGUCCCGAUAGUAUUAGGGAAUUUUAUUUUCUUUUAUUUUUUUUAAAUAGGUUAUAAAUGAGUCAUUACCCUUCGCGGACGAUAGGUGUGAUUAAUACUCUGAUUUUGUCGUUUAACUGUUUUUUUUUGUUUUAAUAUAAUAUGUUCCAGGCCUAUAUUUAUAGUAUUUUUGGCCAGUGCGAUGGGCCUUUAGAUUUACGAAUUUUUACUGCCAAAUUAUUUUCUUACGAUAUUUGUGCAUGCACAUAGUAAUUAUUUUAUUGUAUAACAUGUGUAUAAUUAGUUACUAAUUGUUGCCAAUUUUAUUUGUUUUAUUAAUAUUCAGGGUUUUAAUAUUAUUAUAAUGUUCAAUUAUUAUUUGUUGUCCAUUGGUCAAAAUUAUAGUGUGUUAGUGACGUAAAAUUAACCGAAAUAUAACUUAAUGAGCCCCAAAGGGAGCGUUUGACGCUAAUAAUAAUAUUGCUUAGGGUUGCAUAAAAUUAUUAAAAGUGAUAAGUUUUGGAUAAUUUUACAAAUUAUACUAUUUUAUGUGUGAAUUUCAAUAAUAAUAAAUUUGAAGUUUUAAAAAUAUACCUACGUGUAACUUUUCAAACUAUUAUUACAUCGGCACCGUUGUCGCGUGUCCGAAAGUAUUAUCGUUUGUAUAAUAUUAUUGAUUUAUCGUCGAGUCGUUUCGGUGAUACUCGCUAUAUCGUUGACAGAGUUUCCUUUUGUUCUUGCCAUGUAUCUUAUGUAGGUGUCGGAGUAGAAGUUUUACGUAGACGUUAGUGAUUUACAAUUGAUAUACAAAGUGCAGAGUAGGCCGCGUCCUAGGCCGCGCCCUAGGGACGUGUCGGAGGGAUUCGUUGUCCGGCUGUAUGUUCGUAUGUUCGUAUGCUGUAGCGAGUAAGCACUUAGUCAUGGGGUAAUGGCAGGUCAAAUGGUAUCUAUUGUCCAUUGACAUUACUUGAUAAUAAUUGUAUCAUUAGAGUACAUUACAGUAGCCUUUCUCGGGAAUCUUUAAAAGUUACCUAUAUACACUUUAAAAGCAAUUUUUUGGUAAAUAUAUUUCUCUUGAAUCUAUAUUCCCUUAUGUAUCCAGCAAUAAAUUACUUCAGUAGAUGUAGUUAUCGCAUUACUUGGCACUAUGGGACUCGCUUCAAGCUCUGGCUUUGAUGGGUUGCCGUCUACGGGAUCCUGUGACCUCGGAUAAGUGAGGUAUUAUUUCACUCUGUACAGAGAUGGCCCAAAAUUGCCCCAAGUGAAAAAUACCGAAAAACUUAAUGAAAAAAGUUAUUUUUUUAAUUAAAUUAAAAAAUCUAGGAACUAGCGGGGUUUCAUAACGAUUUUCACAUCACAAUCUUCGAGAUAGAUAUUAUUAGGUAAUAAGACGUUAUGGUACUCAGUAUGCAAUAACCCCGCUAUUUCUAAAUUCUGUAUUAUUGACUAUUAAUAAAUAAUAGAAUUUAAUAUUAAUCUAGUCAGGAAAACCAACCGCAUUUUUUAGGGCAAACAAUGUAUAGGGCGUGGACCAUCUCCUUAGCACUGAAACGGUUCUUUCUGACUGAUGAAAAGUUUUCCAAGCAAUUAAACCUUCUUGCCUGCUGAACUCAGUCGUAGUUGGAAUGUUGAUUUGUGAUUGAUAUUUUGUUUUAAUAAACUCUUUCGGUGAUGUAAAAAAAACAUUUUUAUUGCGGAACAUCUAUUGGUUCUAAAUUUUGUAUUAACUCGUUUAUUUAGUAUGUUUUUAAUGUUAAACGUCUAAUAUAGAGGGUUAAUGAGUUUUACUUUAGAGUGAAAUGAUAUCUCAAUGCCUCCGGGGUGCAUUUCGGCCAAGCGGAGACUUAGUGCCAGAUAAUGAGAUAUUAGUAGGGUUUGCAGCGCACAAGGUGAGCUCUAAUGUUACCCUCCCUAUUGGAGGUGGGCGUAUUGCCUAUGUUGUGGCACCAAGCACGGCUCGAUGGUUCCGGUGGAGUGUGGCAUCAAUCUGUACUAUCUAAUAUUCACUAUCGGACCGCAUUCUGACUGGGUGGGUUUUGCCGAGUUUCAUUUGUCUCGCAAUCUUCGGUCUGGUUAGGGCACAGUAAGCUGAUCACCUGCUUACCUAACGAGUUAUAGCGAUCGAAUAAUUAGUGGACAUUUAAUUUACGCUCUGAUAAACUGAAUACGUUCAAUUUGUGAACUGUAGUCAUCGUCAAGUCUUCACUGUACGAUAAGUCGUGUCGUAUGUACGUAGCGCGUUAGUCAUGUAGAUAUUCACCCACCUUGACACCACCGACUCAUUGGUCUCUCCACUUCAAACCGACAAUUAAGGUUGUGAGCUCUAUUCCGGUCGGAAGUGUAAGCCACAGAGUGCUUGUGCAAUAAAUAUCACAGUUUGGAUCUAGGCUUUUAAAUUAUUAUAGAUUAUAUACAUUGUUGAGCUGAUUAUAAAAAAAUUUAAUAUAUUAUUAUACCUUUUAAUAUUGUUAAAGAAUUCUAAUUGCAUUCCACAUUUAGAGUGAACGAAUUUGUGAAGACCAUUUUCAAUCUACAUUAUACAAGUUAUUUUUUUUACAAUUGUAGGGUUAUUAGCAGUUGCCAAUGUUUUUUCCUUUAGUCAGUAAAAGUACAAAUAUUUUAAUAUACAAUUCUUGGUAUUUACGUAUUGUAGUAUCUUAUUUUUUUAAUUCAUUUGAUUAUAUAACUGUAAGCAUAAUUUUUUUCACAUAAGCAGCCAUUUGAAUAUAUUCAUCACGCAAAUUAUUCAGUAAAUAACAAAACAUAUCAUAAUGAAUCUAUGUAACUCUCACAAUACGCCACAUGUAGACAGAAAUGAUAUAUAUUCGUUUAACUAAUUACUAUAGUUCACUUUGUGCUUUGGUUUGGUGUAUUGUAGAAUACUUAAGGUAGCCUUCCGCUCUUGGCGACCGCGACCUGCGACCGCGCGACCCACUGCUUAGUAAGAAUUUAUAUGGAACACUAAACAAAGCCCGAGACCGCGACGUGCGACCAGUUUUUUUUAAUGCUCCAUAUAAAAUGGGUCGCAGGUCGCGGUCGCAGGUUGCGGUCGCAAGAACGGAAGGCUUACCUUUACCUUCAGUUGUAACUUGUAGUGGCCCAGUCGUCGAGACCAGUCUUUUGCACCAAUGCACGCCGGCGUUAUAUUUGAUUUGCUUACAUUUGUCGUAAUGUGAGACAGUUUUAUUUUUACUUACUACAUAGUUUGCAAAAUCCGUAUGUUCCUGUGUUAGGUGUAUGUUUAAAAUGGCUUUCGUUUUUAAAUUAGAUUUAAGUUUAUUCUAAGUUUACACUUUUUAAGUUUCUUGUCAUUUUUACAUUAAUAACGAAUGAAAUUUAUUGUAAUUUGUGUUGUGUGUUGAUGUGCAUGUUCCGGAUGCAUAUUUUAAUUUUGAUCCAAAGAUUUCUUUUAAUUAUUAACUCUUAUAAUUUAAUAUUUUUAUUAUUCUGAUAUGAAAAUGACAUUUGUGGAGUGUGCAUUGGUAUUUGAUAUUAGGAUUUAAAGAUUUUUUCCAUAGAAUUGGUGCAGCCGAGCAAAUGUCUACUAUAUUCUCAUAAGAAUAUAUUGCUCAAUAAUUUUAUUCUGUUAAAGUAUUUUAAACUUAGGAGUUAGUCCACUCGGGGUGUAUGUAUAAUGGUGGACUUCGGUGACACAAAUUAUACCUAACAGACAAUACCCUCCGUAAAGUUUGAAAAAAAAAAAUUGUAAGCGUUAAAGAUUUAUUAGAUGUAGUUGCCUUGUAUGCGGUUCGCCGCAAGGGCUGGUCGCCGGGGCGCAACAGCAUCCACACGAAGUCAGGCUCUGAAAGCGUUCUCUAGACUGCGGCCACACGACUCCGCUCCGUUUCGUUUCGUUCCGUUCCGUUCCGUUCCGUUCCUAUCGUUGCAUCAGUAUUCCACAGCCGCUGCCGUGUCCACGGAGCGAGCAGUCUCAGAUAAUGACUUCAGUAUACUAUACCUUGUGUGAUGGUGUUGAAUAUACUAGACUACUUUGCCCCACACUCAACGAAAAAUAUUGUUAUAUCCAUACAGGAGUCUUUGCUGCAUUGUGCCUAGAUCUUAGAAAUUAAUAAUAUCGAGGUAGAGUUAAUCUCAAAAAUUUUGGCUCUUUGAAUAUUCCAUGAUAUUAUUUUGUUUUUUCAUGAAAAUGUAUUUACAUUAUUAUACAUUCAUACACUUAGUGAUUAUUGUAUACAUGAAUAUACAUUGCGUAGUUUGUAAAUUGAUUUUAUUGUAAAAUUAAGAUGCCCAACUAGUUGUAUCUGUCCACUUGGUUCCGCAGGAAUUGAUCGCGUACAUUGUCGUCAUUUUGCACAUGUUUUCGUGUGGACAGGCGUAGAGUUUUUUGUUGACUAGUUGCACAUCUUAUUUUGACCAAAUUAGUCUGCCGUCGAUGUCGCUUGGGAAUAGGCUAGUUGACACUUUUUUUUAAAUGUCUUAAGUUCAUUAUCGCUUUGAGUCCAUUUGAGACGUGAUUACAUGAAAAUAUUAGUUUUUAAAUAUGUUUUUGACAAUACGAGCCAAAACGCCUGUCGGCCAUGACAGUCUAUAUUUCAACUGUUUCAUGACGUCACUACAAUAUAUCUCAUACAAAUGGACUUUCUCGUUUAGUACAUCAAGGGUGUUAGUGAUGUCACAAAAUGGACGACAGCGUUUUUGACGUUUGGAAAAUUUGAAAAAAUACGUGUUAAGUAAAUUGAGUUUUAUAAGAAAUCCUUAACUUUUAUUAAUUGAUAUCGAUAUAUUUCGGACCCUUAUUCCAUGUACAACACGAAAUUAUUAUUGUUUAUAUUAAAAAGUCAACUACCCUAUUUGGUCCAUUGGUGGCGCUCGUCAUUUAUGGCGAGUACAAAUUGUCACGUGACGUUGCGGCCUUUUAAUAUGUAAUUAAGUUUUAUUAUGUAUUGUGAACUGUGGCCAGGAUGACAACAACAUCACAGAGCAGUGUAAUUCAGAGCCUGCCUAAAAUAUAUUUUUGUCAUGAUUUUAUUUAGGUAUAUACAUGUUAUUAUUCACAUAUUACAGUUUUCUCAAUAUUAGCUUGUAUUUUAAUUAAGAAAUAAUCAUAUUUAACAUUGCCAGGUGAUCAGCAACCUGCACUUUAAUAUUUUUGGAAACUAUUGAACUUAAAUUGUACUGACUUUAUAAAUAUAUUUACUUCAAUAAAGAUUUUCCAUGCCACUACAA